UUUAAAAAUAACAAUCAUAAGAGCUAGGCAGCCGCCUCGCUAACAGUCUAGUCAUCACAGCCGAAACGUUAAAACCUAUUUAGCCCGCUGUGUUUUGAACACCACUCUGUCGUAUACAUUACUGCCUCUUUGCAUUUACGUUUUUAAUUCUCUAACUGUUCGCUAGAUUAUUAACAUUAAACGCUUUAUCUUACAUUUCUGACCAUGACGUCUGUAAGCUUCUCGUCUACUCCUGGAGAGGUCUGUUGGACGGAGAAAGAUGGUCUGUGGCUGAACAUUGUUGUGAAAGAGGAGAAGGAAGAAGAGGCUGUCACCGUACAAAAUGAAGUAGAGGGUGAGGUUGCCACUGUGAAAGACGUUUUUGGAGUUAAGGAGGAAGGGAUGUCUGUCACAUUGGAAAAGGAGACCAGACUUCUUAACCCCCGGGACAGAGCAGACUGUCGUCCUGACAGUAGGAAGAUUCCUUCCUUGGAGCUAGACCCAGAAACCCCCAAACCAGCAAGACCACACCACUGUUCCCACUGUGGAAAAACUUUUGUUAAAUCACAUGUCUUGAAGGAGCAUGAGAGAAUACACACAGGAGAAAAACCUUUUCAAUGUUCUCAAUGUACAAAGAGUUUUAACGUGUUAGGGAAUCUUAAAAGGCAUCAAAGAACACACACGGGAGAGAAGUCUUACCACUGCUCUCAGUGUGGAAAGAGUUUUACCCGUUUAGAGAGUAUAAAAACACAUGAGAGGACACAUACAGGAGAGAAGCCUCACCACUGUGCCCGUUGUGGAAAGAGAUUUAACCAAUUAGUAAACCUAAAGUCACACGAAAGAACGCACACUGGUGAGAAACCUUAUGACUGCUCCCAGUGUGGAAACAGCUUUACCCGUUUAAGUAGCCUGAAAAUGCAUGAGAGAACACACACAGGAGAGAAGCCUUACAACUGCUCCCUGUGUGGAAAGAGUUUUUACAAGUUAGGACACUUGAAAUCACAUGAAGGAACGCACACAGGAGAAAAGUCUUACCACUGCACCCUGUGUGGGAAGAAGUUCAGCUGGUUACAAAGCCUCAAACAUCAUCAAAGAAUACAUACAGGAUAGAAUUCUUACCAUUGUGAAAAAAAUGUGGUUGUUGCAUCCAUUUCAAUGUAAAAACUGUACUUCAUAACAGCACAUUGUCUUUUAUAAAAUGUAACAAUUUUACAUCCCACACUUAGGAAUCUAUUGAACAUUUAUGAAAAGGUAUUAAAAUGAAUCAAAAACA
Molecule: messenger RNA, 1252 nt
Organism: Esox lucius (northern pike)
Lineage: Eukaryota; Metazoa; Chordata; Actinopteri; Esociformes; Esocidae
Product: zinc finger protein 239-like
Exons: 2
Coding region: 205-1089 (294 amino acids)
Biological process (GO): regulation of transcription by RNA polymerase II
Molecular function (GO): DNA-binding transcription factor activity; RNA polymerase II cis-regulatory region sequence-specific DNA binding
Source: RefSeq, a predicted model, not a curated record